ACUGACUCAUAGUCCAUGCUGAAUCUCCCGCGAACGCAGCCAUUUACUCUUUCCUCUCUUCGUAGUGACACCGGUGAGUCUCUACUUUCCUUCCUCACUGCGGCUCGGCCUAAAUUUCAACUUUACAUUUGCGUUGAAAGUCAGCCAGAGCAGGCGAAACCUUUCAGAAAAGUCGCAACUAUGGCUGACUCUAUGGGACAAUGCGUACCUGUGGCGGUGUUUAAGCUGGUGCUGGUUGGAGAUGGAGGCACAGGAAAAACGACUUUUGUGAAGAGACACAUUACAGGAGAGUUUGAGAAGAAGUAUGUCGCUACUCUGGGAGUAGAAGUGCACCCGUUGAUGUUCCACACCAACAGAGGACCCAUCAAGUAUAAUGUGUGGGACACAGCCGGUCAGGAGAAGUUCGGAGGCUUGAGAGAUGGUUACUACAUCCAAGCUCAGUGUGCAAUCAUCAUGUUUGACGUCACCUCCCGCGUCACCUACAAGAAUGUGCCCAACUGGCAUCGUGACCUUGUCCGUGUGUGCGAGAACAUUCCCAUCGUUCUGUGUGGCAACAAGGUAGACAUCAAAGACAGGAAAGUCAAAGCAAAGAGCAUCGUGUUUCACCGCAAGAAGAACCUGCAGUACUAUGACAUUUCUGCCAAAAGUAACUACAACUUUGAGAAGCCUUUCCUGUGGUUAGCGAGGAAGUUGAUUGGUGAUCCCAACUUGGAGUUUGUGGCUAUGCCAGCCCUCGCUCCCCCAGAGGUCCAGAUGGACCCGUCCCUUGCUGCCAAGUAUGAGGAAGAGCUUCAAGUUGCAUCACAGACGGCACUCCCAGAUGAAGAAGAUGACCUCUAACCUGUUUUCUGAUUUUCCCUCCCCUUCUCCCCCGGCUGUGGACAGGAAGUUUUGAGUUUUUUUCCCCCUUUACUGUAAAAUCCCUUUUCAGAUUUUUUUAUUUUUGAAUUUUUUUGUUUUAAAACUUAAGAGAAAAAAACUUGGUGCAAAAGUUGUGGUUCUAAUUUCACUGUAUGACACACCCGCCCUAGUGUUGUUGUUUGGCAUGGCAACAUGCUGCUCUCUUCGUCGUCAAGCACCCUCUUCCGCUGCACAUAUCCAGCUCACAUAAUGCUGUUGUACGGUGUACUGGAAGCACUAAGGGGAAUAAACUUUGAAUAAAAACAUUCUCAGUAUAA
Gambusia affinis (western mosquitofish) is the source of this 1178-nucleotide messenger RNA. RefSeq names its product RAN, member RAS oncogene family (gene ran). Gene Ontology annotation, biological process: protein import into nucleus; ribosomal subunit export from nucleus. Bases 16 to 840 code for a protein of 274 amino acids. Gene Ontology annotation, molecular function: GTP binding; GTPase activity. The transcript is spliced from 7 exons. Lineage: Eukaryota; Metazoa; Chordata; Actinopteri; Cyprinodontiformes; Poeciliidae. Gene Ontology annotation, cellular component: nucleus; cytoplasm. The record is from RefSeq and is a predicted model, not a curated record.